AUGUUUCUUCAAUCUGCAAUAAUUCUAUUGAUUAUCAAUCAAUCCGCACAAUUUUCUUUGGAUCAAUUGAUUCAAUAUUCCAAAGUUCCUUCAUCGUUUGAAAUGGUCGAUGAAAUGCACAAACGAGGAAAUGAAAUGGAACAAACUGAAACACAAAACGAGCCACCAAUGUUUCGAAUACGUCGAGAGAAAGAAGAAGGAGAAGAAAAAAGAAAAGGUUAGUAGAUCAAGUCAGCUGGAAAUUUAUGUUGAAUAAUUUAUUCCAAAAAAAAACUCAUAUUUUUGUUUUUUUUUUGCAGUGUCCAAAUUCUCAAUUCGAAACAGUGCAAACAAUAAUGAAUCGAAUAUGCUUAAUGUGUCACGAACUCAAAUCACACAUUGCUCCAAAUACACGUGUCGAAUGUCAUAGUAACUGUUUCCAAAAUAGCGUCUUCCAUAGUUGUAUGAAAUUAUUUUCGGGUGUUCCGCCAAAAACUGCUCGAAGUGAACCAACUGCACCAGUUCCAUUGUAUUCCGAAACUGCUGAAACCUAA
Messenger RNA from Caenorhabditis angaria, 533 nucleotides. The record is from the annotation of a GenBank genome assembly. Lineage: Eukaryota; Metazoa; Nematoda; Chromadorea; Rhabditida; Rhabditidae.